Molecule: messenger RNA, 474 nt
Organism: Staurois parvus
Lineage: Eukaryota; Metazoa; Chordata; Amphibia; Anura; Ranidae
Source: the annotation of a GenBank genome assembly
AUGGGCCCCUGUACCGCCUCCUCAUGCUGCUGCCAGGCCCCUAAUCUGCCAUGGGCCCCUAUACCGCCUCCUCAUGCUGCUGCCAGGCCCCUAAUCUGCCAUGGGCCCCUAUACCGCCUCCUCAUGCUGCUGCCAGGUCCAGAGUCUCUCAUGGGUCCCUGUACGGCCUCCCAUUGCUGCUGUCUCCAUCGCCACACUCUGCCAUGUGCCACUUUCAGGUCUCCUCACACUCCUGCUGGUUUCCAUUUUGUCAUAGGUUGCUGUAUGGCCUCCCAUUGCUGCUGCCUCCACCGCCACACUGUGGCUCCAAACACUGGUUUUGGCCCCGUGACUGGCCAAAUGAGUGAAGUGUGCGGUGAUUCUAAGAUCGACGGCACUCAUCUGCAUGUCAUACUGAGUGACAGUAUUAUUUCUCUUCCCCAGCAGACUCCAAGGGCAUUUAAAUUAAAGGUACAGUGUUCUGCACUAAUAUUA